This is a messenger RNA of Pseudozyma flocculosa PF-1, 1632 nucleotides long. RefSeq lists its product as uncharacterized. NCBI's taxonomy places the organism in Eukaryota, Fungi, Basidiomycota, Ustilaginomycetes, Ustilaginales, Ustilaginaceae. The coding region runs from base 1 to 1632 and encodes 543 amino acids. The transcript has a single exon. Gene Ontology annotation, biological process: lipid catabolic process. Gene Ontology annotation, molecular function: triacylglycerol lipase activity. The record is from RefSeq and is a predicted model, not a curated record.
AUGGCACAAGCACCAGCCUGCACGCACGCCGUAUGCCAUUGGCCCUCUCUUGUUGGCCGUCGGUCAUCUAUAAAUCAUCGUCGGUCACUGCCGCAUCGCAGCCUGUCCCUCAUCACCACCUCGAAGGUCACCACCCAGCCCGGCCCCUACCUCUCGAGCUGCCUCCAUCUCUCGCCCGAUCCGGUCAUCCUCUGCCCUUUCCUGAACGGUCCACCUGCUCCCCACCUCGCCCUCCCCCGCCCACCGACGACGCCCAAGAUGCUCUUUGCCCGCCUCUCAUCCACGUUUGCCUGCCUGGCCGUCGCCCUCCUGGCAGGCACCACCAGCGCCGGCCCCGUCGUUCUGGAGCGCGACGACGCCAGCAGCGCCAAUAGCCUCGCCAACAUCACGUCGAGCUACCAGGCCUUUGUCAAGAGCUUCCGGAACACGACCCUCGUCGACGACGUCUUCACCGCCGAGUUCUACCAGACGCCCUCGACGCCCUCGCUGGCCGACUCAAAGCCGGGUACCAUCCUGCGCAUCGAAAAGGUGACGGGCGGGCCAAAGGAGGCCAAGUUUGGCCAGCUGCCCGAGGGUUCGACGCUGUGGAGGAUCAACUACGUCUCGGUCGACUACCAGAACAAGCACGUCCCCGCCACCGGCUUCGUCCUGGCGCCAUAUGUCAAGUCCAACAAGACCGUCGCGUGGGCCCACGGCACCUCGGGCAUCACGCGCGAGUGCGCGCCCAGCGACCAGGCGCAGCUCUACUACGGCUGGCGCGCCGUCUUCCAGCUCGUGGCGCAGGGCUAUAACGUCGUCGCGCCCGACUACGCCGGCCAGGGCAGCGACACCCAGUUCAACUACGUCGAGGCCGUCACGCACGCCUACGACGUGACCAACGCCGUCGCCGCCGCCAAGUCGGCCAUCCCCGAGCUCAACAUCGACAAGUGGGCCGUCGUCGGCCACAGCGAGGGCGGCAUGACGGCCUGGAGCACCACCGAGUACCAGAGCGGGCUCAAGACGUCGGACGGCUUCCUGGGCGGCGUCUCGCUCGCCCCCUCGAUGAACCCGCGCGAGAUCAACGCGCGCACCCUGGCCACGACCGAGUCGCGCGCCCUGGUCGAGCAGCAGGGCAGCGUCUUCUACACGAUCAACGUCUUUGAGUCGAUCCGACGCAUCUUCCCCACCCUCAGCCGCGACCGGUACCUGACGGACCUGGGCAAAAAGUACCUCGACCUGUACCUAGCCGGCGGAUGCUUCCCCGCCGCCACCAUGUUCUUUGGCUCGAUCAAGGUCGACUCGCUCUGGAAGGACUACACGUGGCCUACGGCGCGCGAGGCGCUGCAGUGGGCCAAGCUCAUCAAGUCCGAGGGACGCGCCCGGCUCACCAAGCCGCUGCUGGUGCUCCAGGGCGACAUGGACGAGGCCGUCUGGCCGACGAUCAACCACGAGACGUUCGAUGCGCACUGCAAGAAGUUUGACAACAAGUCGCCCAUCCAGUUUGUCUUUUACAAGAACGUGCUCCACGCGCCCAUCAUCCACGCCGGCUCGCCGCGCUGGUUUGCCUUCCUCGAGGACCUCUUUGCCAACCGCAAGCCGCGCGACUUUAGCCACUGCAAGACGCUCAACGUCACCGGCGUCGAGCAGCACUAG